Messenger RNA from Diospyros lotus (date-plum), 1873 nucleotides. RefSeq names its product cyanidin 3-O-galactoside 2''-O-xylosyltransferase FGGT1-like. Lineage: Eukaryota; Viridiplantae; Streptophyta; Magnoliopsida; Ericales; Ebenaceae. The coding region runs from base 275 to 1687 and encodes 470 amino acids. The record is from RefSeq and is a predicted model, not a curated record. Gene Ontology annotation, molecular function: UDP-glycosyltransferase activity. The transcript is spliced from 2 exons.
CUCGCUCUGUCGCAGUUUCGUACCCUCGUCGGCUCGCCCUCGUGGCUGGUGGCUCGCUUUUCUUGCUUCUUGCCUCUUGCUCCGUCGCUCGCUGUCGCUGGUCGCUCGCUGCCUCUCGAUUGUGGAUCGAUUUAUCACUCAUUAGAUUCAGUCUUUAAAAUCUGCUUCAGAUCUGCUUUUCGGUGGCUCUGACUCCAGUCUCCUGAUCUGCUUUAACUUUCUCUCUAUCUGAUUUCUUAAUUAGCGGUGGUUGCAUAUAUACUUUGCCAUCAAAAUGGAGCUUUCCUCAGGGUCACAACGAGAACCCCAUGCAAGGACACUUCACAUAGCAAUGUACCCUUGGCUUGCCAUUGGCCACAUCAUCCCUUUCCUCGAAACAUCAAACAAACUAGCAACCAAAGGCCACAAAGUCUCGUUCUUGAUUCCCCCAAGGACACAAUCCAAACUAGCACAUUUCAAUCGCCACCCCCAUCUCAUCACCUUUGUCCCCAUCACACUCCCUCCUGUGGAAGGGCUCCCUCUUGGUGCGGAGACCACCGCGGACGUGCCCUCCUCCUUGGGCACUCUCCUCAUGGACUCCAUGGAUCGCACCCAGCCUCAGAUUGAAGCUAUCCUGCGUCGUCUGAAACUGGACGUUGUCUUCUUCGAUUUCACCCACUGGUUGCCAGCUCUGGCGCGCCGGUUGGGGAUCAAGUCUGUAUUCUAUUGUGUAGUUAACCCCUCGACGAUCGCCUAUACAUUGUCCCCAGCAAGGCGCCUUCCUGGCAAAGAGUUAGCCGAGGUCGACAUGGCUCAACCCCCAGAAGGGUACCCGCUUUCGGCGAUGAAGCUCCAUGCCCACGAGGCCAGAGCCUUUCAAGCUCGAAGGAAGAAGAAGUUUGGCGGAGACAUGCUGUUCUACGACCGCCUUUAUGCUAGCUUGUACCAAUGUGAUGCACUAGGCUUCUCGACGUGUGGGGAGAUUGAAGGGCCAUUCUCUGACUAUCUCGGGAGCCAAUACGAGAAGCCUGUGUUGCUUUCGGGGCUAUUCGUAAACGAGCCACCGAGCUCGUCGUCUUUGGAUGAAAGAUGGGCCAUCUGGCUCGGCAAGUUCAAGGCUGGGUCGGUUGUUUAUUGCGCCCUUGGAACUGAGUGCAGCUUAACAGAAGAUAAUUUUCAAGAACUAGUUAUGGGUUUAGAGCUAACAGGUCUGCCAUUUCUGGCCGUGCUUAGGCCGCCAGUUGGGUCUGAGUCCGUCGAAGAGGCAUUGCCCGAGAGUUUUAAUGAAAGAAUUCAAGACAGAGGGGUCGUCUAUGGAGGAUGGGUCCAUCAGCAGCUGAUCUUGGGGCACCCUUCAAUUGGGUGCUUCCUCACGCACUGCGGCCCAACCUCACUGCGAGAAGGAUUUGUGAGCCACUGCCAGCUAGUGCUGCUACCACAUAUGGGGGAUCAGAUGAUCAACGCAAGGCUGGCAAGUCUAACCUUGAGGGUGGGCGUUGAAGUGGAAAGAGGAGAAGAAGAUGGGUCCUUCACAAGGGACAGUGUGUGUGGGGCUGUGAGGUCUGUGAUGGAUGAAGACAGUGAAGUGGGGCAAGAGGUUAGAGGAAAGCAUGCUAAAUUGAGAGAGCUUCUGGUAAGCAAAGAUUUCGAUGCCUUUUACACUCAGACUUUCAGUGAGAAACUAGCAGACAUAUGCUUGCAUGAAUAAUAGUAGGCUUAAGUGGCUUGCUUGAAGUGUCUCAUGAAUGAUUUUGAGAAGGUUUGUGUCACUAUUUUAUGUGGGGUAUUUGUCAUGAUGGGGUGUCCCGUGCUUUUGUUUAAUGCCAUUGUUUCAGUGUGUGCGUUCACUAAACAUGUGUAGUAAAGUGAUAGUUGAAGUAUGUCUUGAUUUUUA